Molecule: messenger RNA, 504 nt
Organism: Gamsiella multidivaricata
Lineage: Eukaryota; Fungi; Mortierellomycota; Mortierellomycetes; Mortierellales; Mortierellaceae
Exons: 1
Coding region: 1-504 (167 amino acids)
Source: RefSeq, a predicted model, not a curated record
AUGGACGGUGUCGACUGCGACUGGUGCCUGGUCUGCGACAAACGCACCUCCAGCGGUGCAACCUACUGCUCUGCAGAGUGUCGCUCCUCAGACCUCAUCUCCUCUUCAGCGUCCUCCUCUUCGUCGUCCGCAUCAUCCUCAAGCUUCAGCAUGACAGACCCGAACGGCGCUCUGCUGCCAGCGGCAGCAUCCUCGGUCUCGUCUCUUCACGACAACUAUCAGAUGCCACCCUUCGUUCGCAAGCAGCGGACAAGUAUACCCAACAUCUAUGCCCACUGCACCUCCAACCCGAACCCGCCUGGCUCGCUCUACCUCUCCCCUGGCGGGAACGGAUCCUCAGCACUGAGCCAUCACCUCCAGCAGCAACAGUCGUCCACGGCACCGCCAGCAAUACACCUCAGCAACCCAUUGCCCGGUUCAGCAGCUGCACAAUACCCGCUGUUCUAUGCGACUCUGAACGCACUCCGACCUAUCUCGCCCUCUGGUCCGCCGCAGGAUCAAUAA